ACCCGAAUCGGGUGGCUUAGUAGUUUGAGUUUGCCAACGGUCGGUUCUGGUCCAUCGAUCGCGGUGCUCAGGUUGAGAUCGUUUUUUCUGCUCCUGCUCUAAUGUAGCAGUGCAAGCCAUCUUGAUCCCGAAAUAAGUCCCGGAUUGCAAGAGCAAUUAUCACAGCUGAUCGAACCAAUAUCACGGCGCGUGGGACGAGUAACCCACCGGAAGUUAUCAAGUAAUUGGGUUCUUGAAAGCCUAAAAAUGAGUGAGGUAGACGACAUCGCCGAGCAUAUGCGUCGGUUUGCCUGGCCGGAUUACCUGGUGUUUGUGGCUAUGCUAUUUUUGUGCAUCCUCAUUGGAAUCUACUUUGGAUUUAUGCAACGGAAACCGAGCACCGAAACGGAAUAUUUGAUGGGUGGCCGAACCAUGCUGGUCUUUCCGAUUGCGUUAUCGUUGAUAGCCAGUUUCAUUUCCGGCAUAACGCUACUCGGACUUCCGACCGAGGUUUAUUCGUUCGGCAUCCAGUACGUGUACGUAGCACUCGGAGUGAUCAUGAUGGGUUUCGUCAUGGGGUUCAUCUAUCUGCCCGUGUUUCACAAGCUCAACAUCACGUCGACCUAUGAGUAUCUCGAAACACGUUUCGAUCGGCGGCUGCGAAUGUUUGGCUCCAUUAUGUUUACGAUCAUGAAUAUCGGCUACCUUCCAAUAGUGAUCUACGUCCCCGCCCUUGCCUUCAACCAGGUGACCGGCGUCAACAUCCACGUGAUCACACCUAUUGUUUGUAUCGUGUGCGUUUUCUACACCUGUGUGGGUGGUUUGAAAGCUGUAGUGUGGACAGAUGUGGUGCAGACGUUUUCGAUGUUCGGUGCACUGGUUCUGGUGGCAGUGAAGGGAACGUUAGACAUAGGUGGAUCAGAUAUAGUCUUUCGUCGAGCCUGGGACACCGAUCGUCUGGAGCGUCCAAACUUCGAUAUCAAUCCAACUGUGAGGCAUACGCUCUGGUCUCAGCUUAUCGGAGGCUUCGUCUAUUGGCUGCAGACCAAUGCCGUUAGUCAGAAUAUGAUCCAGAGGUAUCUAUCGCUACCCUCGGUACGUGCCGGACGUCGGGCUUUGUGGAUUUUCGUGGUCGGAGUGUGUCUUCUGAUGGCUUUAUGCAGCUAUAAUGGGUUGUUGAUCUACGCGACGUACCAGAAAUGCGACCCGCUUACAACGAAGUUAGCCAAGGCAAAAGACCAGUUGCUGCCUUUGUUUGUGAUGGACAUCCUCAGUGAACUGCCGGGACUUCCCGGGCUGUUUGUGGCUGGAGUAUUUAGCGCGGCACUAAGCUCUCUUUCGACCUGUCUGAACUCUAUGUCCGCUGUGAUUCUGGAGGAUUUCGUAAAGCCAUUUGUGCGUAAGCCUCUCUCGCCACGUGCAGUUAACUGGAUUAUGCGAUCGGUAGUCGUCGGAGUUGGAGCCAUCAGUGCUGCACUAGUGUUUGUAGUGGAAAAAAUGGGUACGGUUCUGCAGCUGACAAUGAGCUUGGAAGCGAUCACGAAUGGUCCCUUACUUGGAACGUUCACUCUGGGAAUUCUGGUGCCAUGGGUUGAUGCGAGGAGCGCUCUUACGGGUGGAAUUGUCGGUGUAUUGUUUAUGUCCUGGCUAAGUUUGAAGGCUCAAUACGCUGUCGCUACCGGGGCGAUCGUCUUUCCUCAUAAGGAGAUGUCCGUUGAGGAAUGUUCUUACAAUUUUGAUCACUCGGUCCUUAAUUCUACUGUAACUAGUUCAGUACAUGUUGAGGACAUCUUCCCGCUCUAUCGAAUAUCGUACAUGUGGUAUACGUUCCUGGGAGCGGCCGUAACGAUAAUCAUAUCGUUGGUUUGUAUAUUAGUUUUCGGCCGGAAUGAUCCCAAAACGGUGUCACCGGACUUGCUGGCGGGAUUCGUGAAACGGUACGUGUAUGGAGAUGCUGUCCCCGCCAGUGGUGGCAACCGACCAAAACCACUCUCGACUAACAGUAGCUCGCCGAACGAUAAGCUGAACAACCUUUUGGUACCGGGAAAUCGUGAUCAUGGGCUGAUCGAGAAAGAAUCGCGACUGUAGCGUGCUCUGAUGUUCAAGUGUAAACAGUGUUCCUAUUUGUUGCUAGAUGGCAUUCAGUAUUUUUUUUAACAAUAAGUUAUAACGUUUAAAUGUAAGAGCAGAGAUCGAGUAAAAAUAUAUGAUGACGACUAAA
This is a messenger RNA of Uranotaenia lowii, 2200 nucleotides long. It is a transcript of the gene bumpel, whose product is annotated as sodium-coupled monocarboxylate transporter 1. Gene Ontology annotation, cellular component: membrane. Gene Ontology annotation, molecular function: symporter activity. NCBI's taxonomy places the organism in Eukaryota, Metazoa, Arthropoda, Insecta, Diptera, Culicidae. The coding region runs from base 247 to 2067 and encodes 606 amino acids. Gene Ontology annotation, biological process: transmembrane transport; sodium ion transport. The transcript is spliced from 10 exons. The record is from RefSeq and is a predicted model, not a curated record.